AUGACUGAGUCAAACCCUUCGUCCAACACCCUGGAAGAAUUUCUCAAAUUGGGUAUGGCGGACUAUGAGAGUGACACCGCCGCGUCGAUUAUCUACGACCAUCCUCCAGCUACGCCACCGGUGUGUGGCACCGCGCGCAUCGCGCCUAAGUUAUUCGUGGUACGCAAGGAGGUAUCCUCACCCCUUGCACAGCGUGCAGCCGUCGACCCUGCGUUGGGUGCGUUGCACAACACACUUGGUGAAGAUCAAGCGCAAUACCCCAGUCGGUCGAUGCCUAUAGGCGUCAAGCACAAUGUGUAUCCACAGCGCGUGCUCACAGUGGUUCCUGCUUCAUACAACCGAUUGUGGAUGAACGCGUUCGCCAUACUGCCGGGCAGUCAGUCGCAACAUGGUACACGGGACCCAAGGCUGUCAUAG
Messenger RNA from Peronospora matthiolae, 417 nucleotides. The record is from the annotation of a GenBank genome assembly. NCBI's taxonomy places the organism in Eukaryota, Oomycota, Peronosporomycetes, Peronosporales, Peronosporaceae.